Molecule: messenger RNA, 389 nt
Organism: Paramecium pentaurelia
Lineage: Eukaryota; Ciliophora; Oligohymenophorea; Peniculida; Parameciidae
Source: the annotation of a GenBank genome assembly
AUGUANUAUCUCUAUUCUAGACAUCAUUUGUAAAGAGCGAAUAUUUGCUGGCAGUAGUAAUAAACUAAUUAUUUACUUGCAGGAUAUAAUAAUUUCUAUUAAUUUAAGAAGCAACCAAAAAUUGAUUUAUAUAGAGUAUAUUUUUAUUUGGUUGGAUAGGAUAUUGGCUUUGGUCAAAAGCUGGAAAAUUUAGUUUGGUUAAUGAAUGCACUAUUUUUUGUUCGCUUAAACCAUUAAUAUUUUAAAUAACCGAAAUUCAAUGUGCUUAGGAAUUUUUUAUUAAAGGAUAUAAAGUAAAUACUUUAAUCAAAUAUCAAAGAAAAUUGAAGGAUUUAAAUUAAUCAAUUUAUCUAUCAAACAAAACUUAAAAUAAUCAUAAGUUCUAUUGA